GUUACCCCAGGUGUCGCAUACCGACUUCACCACCUUGUCCUCUUUUUCUCCCCCUCUCCCGUAUAUAAAGUCUGCCCUCAGUCAUCUCCUGCUCUCACAUAUUCCUUUCCUCUCUAUUCUUUCAAGAUGUUUUCCGCCAUUCGCACCCGCGCUAUCGUUGCUCCUCGUCUCGUCAAGGCGUUCUCUACUUCUCGUGCCGCUCUGGACAUCUCGAGGUUGACCUUGAUCGGUCGUCUGGGUAAUGAUCCGGUUCAACGCACGACCGCCAGUGGAAAACCUUAUUACACGUACAACGUAGCCACGGCCCCCGGUCCUCCUAUCAAAGACGAAUCUGGAGCCCUCGUCAACCCGCCCACCAGCUGGCAUACCGUUUUUGCGUUCAACGAGCUUUCGCACCCCUCUAUCGGCCGUCUUGGCAAAGGAUCUACAGUUUACGUCGAGGCCGACCUCGAGAUGCGUUCCGCCGAAGCCGCUGCUGAUGGUGCUCCCGUCCACGACCGCGCACUCUUGAGGCACCGUAGCUUGAGCGUCAUCAACCGCGUCAAACCUGCUUCCGAGGUUGAGGGUGAGGAUGCUGAAUGAGCGUUGCCAAAUGAGCAGGGAUACGUUGGGAAAUCUUGUAGAUUUUGGAAUGUGAUGGAUGCUCCACCUCUCAGAAUAUU
Messenger RNA from Tremella mesenterica DSM 1558, 662 nucleotides. RefSeq lists its product as uncharacterized. The record is from RefSeq and is a predicted model, not a curated record. Gene Ontology annotation, biological process: positive regulation of helicase activity; mitochondrial DNA replication. The transcript has 6 exons. Gene Ontology annotation, molecular function: single-stranded DNA binding. Bases 127 to 582 code for a protein of 151 amino acids. Gene Ontology annotation, cellular component: mitochondrial nucleoid. Lineage: Eukaryota; Fungi; Basidiomycota; Tremellomycetes; Tremellales; Tremellaceae.